Beta vulgaris subsp. vulgaris (sugar beet) is the source of this 660-nucleotide messenger RNA. RefSeq lists its product as uncharacterized. Bases 1 to 660 code for a protein of 219 amino acids. Lineage: Eukaryota; Viridiplantae; Streptophyta; Magnoliopsida; Caryophyllales; Amaranthaceae. The transcript has 3 exons. The record is from RefSeq and is a predicted model, not a curated record.
AUGGAAUAUUUGAUUAAAUGUCUGGGAGAAUUCAAAGACAAUCCUGACUUCAACUUUCACCCAAAAUGUGAGAGAAUUACCCUCACUCAUCUCAUGUUUGCUGAUGAUCUCUUGCUUUUUGCAAGGACAAAUCAUAGCUCUGUGACUAAGAUCAUGGCUGCUUUUAGAAAGUUCUCUUUGGCCUCUGGAUUGGAAGCUAGUAUUGAGAAGAGUUGUAUCUAUUUUGCUGGUGUCUCUACACAGGAGGCUAAUGCUAUUGUUGUUGUUAUUUCUCUCCGAGUGGGCAAUCGUCCUUCAACCAUAGCUCAGUCUUGGAUGGCAAAAUCUCUUAGCUAUGCUAUAAGACUUCAACUAAUUAGAAGUAUGCUUAGCAGCAUGCGAAACUAUUGGGCUCAUAUCUUUCUUAUAUCUAAGAAGCUUAUUAAAGCUUGUAGCUACUCCUCUGAAGUGUGGACUAAGGUGCUGCAGCAGAUAAAAGUGGUCCAUACUCCCUCAUGCUUUGAUGUAGAAAGUAGAAUUGUGAUUGGCAAAGCAAAAGGGAAGAAGCUUGAAGCUCAAGUGUUUGUGAUCCUCUUCACUGAGAUUAUUGUGUAUGCCAUUCGGAAGCAAACAAACAUGAAACUUUUUACAGUGGCAAUCUACCUAUGCAAACGCUUGUAA